AUGUCAAGCCCACUAGUCACUCGCCGCAACGGCAAGAAACAAGCAUGUGAACCGUGCCGUCGCCGCAAAGUUGCAUGCGACCACACUUAUCCCAUAUGUCGGCGAUGCAGUAGGCGACCCAAUAGUGAAGCAAAUUGCUAUUACGCUUCACCCACUCAGGAAACCGCCGGUGAGGCAUCGAGGUCACAGGGCUCAGCACAAACAGCGACAGCAUCUAGCUCACAGCCGCUUCCAAGCAGACAACUCGGUCCUGAUGAUAGAUUAUGGAGUUCACCUGCGGCCCGAGCACCGGAUGGAUUCUUUGGUCCGGCCAGCUUCACGGCUGCAUAUCUCGAGACCGAGACCAGUCUUUCUGCAGGAGAUCCUUCUGUUCCCGAGCGUGUACCGACUCCAACGCCCCCAUCUAUAGCCGAGAUACAUAACAUGGCAAACAUGGAUCAAGGAGCGAACAACCUAGCUACGAGAAUCUUACAAGCCAUUCCAGAACAACCACCUUCUGAAGAUCGCUGGUCUGGUCUAAAUUGUGACGACUGGGUACGCAUAGUGGGCAAGAAAUUGGUCGAAAGCACAUGGGCUACACUCGGACCCUAUCUGCGAAACCAGUCGCGCCUUCAAUGGUUGGGAAGCAUGAUUUAUAAAGAGAGUUUCGACAGAUGUCGCGAGAGUCUUGAUUUAGAUGGGUGGGCUAUCGAUGGCCGUUUCCGCGCCGUGACUGUUUUGAGGAUUCGAAUGAAGAUUGCUCUAAUCCGAGAUAGGAUUCUGGAGUUUGUCAUGGGUCACAAUUGUGUCCAUGACAACCGCGACUUUCUGAGCAUCCGUGAGGAAGAAGAAAAGCUAUAUCGCGAGCUACCAAUUCAUUUUCUUUACAAUCCCGCCGACGGAAUGCAAGACUUGGACACCGAAGGGGCACAUCAGAAAGUACUAGUCAGGUUGGACCAUCUGCUAAACAUGUUCCUCAUAGAGCGAUUGCUUGUGAAGCGUGAUCUUAACUCCAACAGAAAGGAUCUCUUAGUAAUUAGCUUCGAGAUGGUGGUUUUGACUUUGAGUAUCUGGACCCAACGGCAUGUAUGGGCUGAAGUCAAGGGCGAGAAUCAAUGGACAAUAAGAUCAUAUGCAACUCUCGCCGGUGCCAUCCUCUGCAUGGAGACCAUAAAUCCCAACCCAGUGGAAGACAUUAACACAACUAUCGCGGGCGAGACAUACUCACGCUCGUCAAUCAUUCAACAACUAAGUCUUCUCGCCGGAUCUUUGGGCUCGUCUCAAAGUUCUACAUCGGUAAAAGUCAGGGCGGUGAUUAAAAAGGUGCUUGAUCACAUCCUUAAUGAUCCGAGAGGACCGGCGACGCCUGUUGAACUGGAAGGGUUUGACUUUAAUGCUGAUUGGGAUAUAUUUACGCAGCUGGAUAACAUGGACUGGCUGAUGGAUGAUAGCGUGGAGUCAUCCAAUCGUGAAGGGUUUUGA
Messenger RNA from Fusarium coffeatum, 1461 nucleotides. RefSeq lists its product as uncharacterized. NCBI's taxonomy places the organism in Eukaryota, Fungi, Ascomycota, Sordariomycetes, Hypocreales, Nectriaceae. The coding region runs from base 1 to 1461 and encodes 486 amino acids. The record is from RefSeq and is a predicted model, not a curated record. The transcript is spliced from 4 exons. Gene Ontology annotation, biological process: regulation of DNA-templated transcription. Gene Ontology annotation, molecular function: zinc ion binding; DNA-binding transcription factor activity, RNA polymerase II-specific.